AUGAAGCGCAUGGCUCAUCCGUCAAAGAACUUAGAAGACGUCGGCUUUUUUACCCCAGAUGGAGAGGUCCAGCUUGAGUUCGAAGAUCCAGUAGACAAUCGUACGAUGAAGGUUGAAGCAGUAGAGGACGAGGAUAAUAUAGAUACUGAAACAACCAGCAUGCCGUCUGUCGGGGAUGCUGCCGUGAAGAGUGAUGAAACAAUUAAAAAGGAAAAGAAACCGACGUACUAUGAGCUACUGCAACAACGAAUGCGACAGCGCGAAGCUCAAGCCGCUGGAGGUGAAGAGGAUCAAGUUCAGGACAAAAAACCUCGACUCGAAUGA
Molecule: messenger RNA, 324 nt
Organism: Haemonchus placei
Lineage: Eukaryota; Metazoa; Nematoda; Chromadorea; Rhabditida; Trichostrongylidae
Source: the annotation of a GenBank genome assembly